This is a messenger RNA of Aspergillus wentii DTO 134E9, 1938 nucleotides long. RefSeq lists its product as uncharacterized. NCBI's taxonomy places the organism in Eukaryota, Fungi, Ascomycota, Eurotiomycetes, Eurotiales, Aspergillaceae. The transcript is spliced from 2 exons. Gene Ontology annotation, biological process: regulation of DNA-templated transcription. The coding region runs from base 58 to 1710 and encodes 550 amino acids. The record is from RefSeq and is a predicted model, not a curated record.
AGAAAGUUCUGUUUUGAUUGAGGACUAUACCCAUCCAGCGUAUUCAACACAGCAAAUAUGUCCGGACUCGAAGCAAUUGGCAUCGCAGCGAGUAUCAUUCAAGUCGCUGAACUAGGCAGCAAAUUGGCUGUCAAGCUGUGUACCUUCUACCACCAGAUCAAGCAGUCCAAUGUAACUAUACAAAGCUUGUCUACAGAUGUCUCGCUCACUUGCAGCAUCCUUCAACAGCUGGGACACAAUCUUCACCAGGACGCGGAUACAAAAUUGUAUUCAGCCAACGCCGUCGCGACCGCGCAGCAAGUUUUGGAUGAAUGUAAAAAUGUCUUCGAUAAGAUCGACCAUACGGUCCAGGAUCAGAAGGACGGUAAAAGCAAAAAUCCAGUGGUUCGAGCGACGAGAAAGUUUGGACUUGCACUGAUGGAGAGAGAGCUCGAUAUGCUGCGGGGUAAUCUGGAAAGGCUGAAAAGUACGGUGUUGUUGAUGCUGAAUGUUAUCAUCUAUGCAGGCCAGAUACGCCGCAAGUCAGAACCUCUCGCCUUGAAAGAGCAGAAAGAUCUUGUCCAACUUCUCGCGCAAGAGAAAAAGGCCAACGAUGAGAAAUACACUCAGCUUGCAGAAACCAUCCAAUGUUUGAAAGGAAAGGAUGAUCCACAGUCUAUGGCUACUAUCACACUCGCUGCUUCCAGUACGAGUAUUCCACGAACUUCUUCUAAAUCUCCUCUUCUAUCCCAGGAUUUAUUCCCCACAGAGAUCAUAGAGUACUACAGCCUCAUCAAGGGCUUGCUUGAACGAGUUGAUUCAAGCAAAUCAACCCUGGAGAAGAGUCGACAUCAGCGCAUCCGCGACGGAGUCGUUAAUGUCCACUUAGAUGAGGCAGGGACAUUCCAGUCAAUUGACAGACAGAAGCUUUCUCAGCUGUUUGGUGGGGAUUCAUUAUUCAAAAUCGAGCUCCAAGCGUCAUUGUGUGCAAAUGCGGAAAAUGAAAAUAACGGCCGUAUCACUGUCCCUGGUUCAGUGCACUAUAGCACAUACAGUGACGACAGCGAUGCCGAGGCCAGUGUAGGCCUGGAGUUGUUGAAAAUGGCCGAAGAGGAGGACAGACUACAAGAUCAACGUUUGCGAGAGAGAGAUCGAGGCAGACAAUAUGUACAUGCCGAGAAAUCUCCUCAUACUCAGGGGAAUCCCCUUUCACGCAGCCCUCAUCAAAGUCCAGUAGUUGAGGACGACGAGCCCCGGCUUUUUGCUAUGGAUGACUUUGGCGUGCCCCGAGGACGCCCUGAAAGCCAGCCAAGACGUGGCAGUACUCGACGAGGGGGGUUCCAUCAAUGGCCUGAUGAUUCUCAGCCAGACCAAAUCGAUCUGCAUGAUGGCAAAGAGAUUAAGUCCCCCUUUACCCCUGCUAUUCCCUCUCGACUCAAUUCCAACAAUUCCGAUUCGGAUGCUAGUUCCAUUCAUAAAGAUUGGAAUGGAGAACCAAACAACGCUCUUGACAUACUACCCGAGCCCAACUACCGUUCGAGAUCCUGGAGCCGGCCACGAAGUGAAAUCUUCGCUGACAACUUCGCUGACAAUUCAGACGACGAGUCUACGUCUUUCUGUAACUUGAGAAACAGGCGACAUAGCCAGCCAGGGAACAGUGAUGAGUUGGAUACCAUCGAUGAAUUAGUCCUCCAAUGGACUACCCUAAGCAGGGCCGAAUUGAUUAUCUAGCUUUCCGCUGUCAAAAAAAGUGGGACUGGUCACUUCAGCUCUUCGGCGAAGUAGAUGACUGGGAGACAUUGGUUGGAGCAGAGCAAAGGUUACUAUUGGAUUAUUUGGUAAUGUUAUAGUAGGCGAAAUUAUGGUGAUGGUUCAUCACCAAACAUAGUGGGAAUCAGUAUCUUAUUAUAUAUAUUAAUAGAGUAUUUUAUAUGGAAUAUAAAUCUUCUCCUCCCUUAU